UUACGCGGCAACGGUGAUGAUUAGCAGCGGAAUUAAUAAAAAAGGGAGAACAGGCGGCUUCUGAACAUAUUUCCGGUCUCUAUAUAUAGUCGGCGACGCCAUGGCUCGGCUUCCUGGUUAGCGAAGCAAAAUCCAAUUUUAUAAUCAGAAAGCCCAUUUCACCUCCUGCUUUCUUCUCGUACCCUCUCCCUGUUUCUCCCUGUUUCAAUCAGCAAAAGGAACAACAAUAAGCAAGCAGCAGCAGAGCAAUACAGACAGAAUGUCCUCUAGCGACGGAGAGAUUAUUGAAGAAGUUCUUAACAAUGAUGAGGAUCCGGGUGCCAACGAUUUGAGGCAGCGGUUGAGGGAUCGAACCAAGACCGUCGUGCAUACCAAAGAGAUUCUGUCGAAGCAGGCUACCCGAACCAAGGUGAAGAUCGCUAAACAGGCGGUGAAGAUCGCUAAACAAGCAGAGGAGCACGAAAGGUUCAUCAAUAAGGUGACCCAUUUUCUAGGCGUCUUUGGGUUUGGAGGGUUUUGCUAUCUCUUGGGUGCAAGGCCGCAGGAUAUUCCGUACGUCUAUUGUUUCUUCUAUUUCACAUUCGUCCCUCUUCGGUGGAUGUACUACCGCUACAAGAAAUGGCACUAUUAUCUCCUGGAUUUCUGCUACUAUGCAAACACAAUCUUCUUGGUCAAUCUCCUUCUGUACCCGAAGAAUGAAAAGUUUUUCAUGGUUUGCUUUUCAUUUGCGGAAGGACCAUUGGCAUGGGCGUUGAUUGUUUGGCGUUGUAGUUUGGUUUUCAACUCUGUGGACAAACUUGUUAGUGUCCUUAUACAUCUUUUACCAGGGUUAGUGUUCUUUACCAUUCGGUGGUGGAAUCCAGCAACUUUUGAGGCCAUGCAUCCUGAAGGAACUGCACGUAGAGUGUUGUGGCCAUACGUGGUGCAGGACAAAACAUUCCUUCUCAAUUGGUUGUUUUGGGUGCCUCUAGCUGCCUACACACUGUGGCAGACACUCUAUUUCCUCAUUGUCAACGUCCUUCGCCGUCAGCGAUUAUUGAGAGACCCAGAAGUCAUGACUUCCUACAGGGAGCUGUCAAAGAAGGCACAAAAAGCAAACAAUGUGUGGUGGCGCCUUAGUGGCGUGCUCGGGGAUCAGAACCGGAUGCUCAUGUACAUUUUGUUGCAAGGGUUAUUCACGGUGGCGACCAUGGCCCUCACAGUGCCCAUCUUUCUCUCCUAUAGACUGCAUGUGGUAUUCCAAUUUCUGAAAGUCUCUGCGGCCGUGUGGAAUGGGGGGAGCUUCCUCCUGGAAGUAAUGCCUAGGCAGGUGAUUCUCAAGGAGAAGAAGAAGAAAUCAGAGAUCAAGCCAGUACCAACUGGGGAACACGAUGAUGCUGCUUCGAGUCACCUGCCGGAGCCAGCGAUGAAGAUGAGCAGUUCUGCUGAGGCACUGCAGUCCCAGCAAGAAUAAACUCUGAUAUACGAUUUUGCUGAUGUAUGUCACUUCGUACACCCUGGGCGCUAGAUGCACUCAUUCUCUCGACCUCUUCUUCUUUCCAGUACGAUCACUCUUUGGUUUUUUUAUCACUCGUCGCAGGUAGCAUUUCUCAGUUCAGGUCAGGUGCCUUAGAGUCUCAGGUUGCAGCUCGCUGUAUAUAGUAAAAGAAACUCACUCCACUUGGUCGUUUUCUGGCUCAAUUUCUUCUUUUCGGUUUGCAGUUCUUACUCACACAUUUGCGACUUUCUCAUGUUGUUUUUCGAGUGUGUUGUACAAUGCUUGAAUGAAAGCAGCAUACAAACUGGACUAGUAUACAAUCUUGUCUGGCAAGGAUGGAGCUUUCCUUUUCCCCCCUUAUGUUAUAGGCGCAAGGUUUAUAGGGAAAGUAGAAGUAUCUUUAUUUCUUAAAUGAGAUAAUAACAUAGCAUAUCAUGG
Molecule: messenger RNA, 1915 nt
Organism: Linum trigynum
Lineage: Eukaryota; Viridiplantae; Streptophyta; Magnoliopsida; Malpighiales; Linaceae
Source: the annotation of a GenBank genome assembly